This is a messenger RNA of Podarcis raffonei (Aeolian wall lizard), 9096 nucleotides long. RefSeq names its product transcription activation suppressor family member 2 (gene TASOR2). The record is from RefSeq and is a predicted model, not a curated record. Lineage: Eukaryota; Metazoa; Chordata; Lepidosauria; Squamata; Lacertidae. Gene Ontology annotation, cellular component: nucleoplasm. The transcript is spliced from 20 exons. Gene Ontology annotation, biological process: negative regulation of gene expression, epigenetic. The coding region runs from base 978 to 8195 and encodes 2405 amino acids.
CCUCCCUCGCCACCUUCCUUCCCUCCCCUCCCUUCCCUCGCUUGCAAAACGAGGAAUAUUUUUUCACUUCCUGGGGUCGGCGGAUGAGCUGCUCCAGCCUCCCACCUCCUCCGAAGGAGCCUGGAGUCGGACAUGUUUCUCUUUUUCUUCCACGAAAGCGCUUUUUCCUCCUUUUUCCAAGGGGGGCUUUGCAGAUCGGGCUCCCCCCGCUCGUCUUAAGACAAUAGGAGGAGGCGGCGGCGAGGCCAUCUUUACGCGCGAUCGUGCGCUUUUGCAACUGGCCUCUCCAAACGCCCGGACGGGAAAAGAGCGCAGCUGCUAUUCCAUAUAUUAAUAUUAUUUUUUUGCAAGUUACUUUCUGGCUGUUCAUUUCCCCCCCUGCAAAGUGCGCGGCCUGCGGUUGGGGAUCGAGACUUGCAUCUCCCGUCUUGCAAUUUUCGCAUCCCGAAUAAAUCGUCGGGGAUCCUUUUUCGGAUAGCAGAUCGCGCUGGAGGACACCCCGUCUACCUCCCUUUUAAAUAAUGAUGAUGAUGAUAAUGAUGUAAAGCGACGCCCGCAAGGGGAAAGGGGGUCGUUGACGCGGGUUUGCUCCGUUCUCACGUGAAGGAAUGCACGGAAGGCCCGGCGCUUUAGCGGAAAGGAAAGAAGGGUGAAAGUGGUCGCGGAGGUGUAAAGGAGCAAGAAUCCGAAAAGGGGGGAAAGGAAGGAGAGGGGCCGGAUCCUGAUCGCUCGUUGACCAUGGGAGAUCCUCGGAGCAACAGCCAAAGGAUUUUGACACCUGUUGCGGGACGAACUUUUCUCCAAACAAAAGAGCAGCUUUGCCAAGGCAGAACUUGAGGAGACCUCCGUUUUACUCCUGCUCUGAUCCGAAACAGAGCAUUACUCGUAUGAAUUUUCUGGUUGUGAAGCUGCUGAAGACCCUUGCCAGACCUGCCCCUAUGUAACUGUUAAAUCCUCAGCACUGUGAACUGCAGAGAAUGUCGCCAUCAAACCACAAGAGCUCAGCUGAACGUAAGACAAAAGCACUGUAUUGUUCCUGGAAAGGUCAACUCUUCAUUCAGCAACAGCGACUGUGUGACAUUGUUCUUCGUUCACCGUUUAGCGGCUCCAUCCCAGCAGAGUUGCCAGCCAGACUAGAGAUCAGGUAUGUUGUGGGCAUAUCUGAGCUGAGAAAAAAGUUGCCCGAAGCUGUAUUUGGGGAAAACAGUUACACAAAUCAUGAAGGUACCGUUUUAAAAUUAUUCUGCCAUCAAGGCAUUUUGUUCCGAUUAUACGAAGUGGAAAUGUUAAAUCAAAAUGAACAAAAAGUGAAUCAGUUAACGCAGAGCUUGAAGGAAAAAGAUCUGGCACUUGUCAAAUAUUUAAAUGACCGGGCGAUUCUCAUCCUACUUUCCUCAUCUGCCUUGGUAAAGGAAAAAGAUUCUGGCCCAGGCGAAUCUACGUGUCUUCAGGCCUUGUUUUUAAUCUCUUCCCAGAGCCCUAAGUGUUUAACAGCAAAAGAUUUGAAAUGUGAACACGGGGCAAACAAGAGAUAUUCACAAGUCGCUCUGGUUCUGCCAGGGCUCCACCACGCAUUGGUGGAAGCAGCAAAGCAUCCCGUCGACAGCGGAGACCCACUCAGCACUUUGGUGAAGCUGCACCUCCAGGAGUUUGCAAAGCUUGAUAAGAAGAAUUUGCAGCCGUCCACCUGCAGCCUCGAUAGCCCGCCCCUCUCCUCUUUUGAUGAGUUCUCGAAGAAGCCUGAGCUUGAAUCUCUUUCUGAAAAGUGUCCCCAAAGCUCUCUCUUCCGCCUGCAGUUUUACCUGUCUCAUCCCCAAAACUAUGUGCUGGAAAUGUCAACGGCUACCGCUUUCCUACAUGGCAGAACUCGGUCUUCCAGAGGCAGCGGCGGCAGCAGCAACUUGCAGGAGGCCGACACUUCUUCAGGUUUGAAUUUGGACUCUUUGGCAUGCCACGAGCCCAUUGGCACGGUUGAAACGGCCAGGACUCGGCGUGUGGGGCAGCCGGCCCCACAUAGCAAAGAGGCUGAUGUGGAACCCAGUGAGAUGGGAGAGUGGACUUUGGAGCAGCACAAGAGGAAAUCCAGUAGGCUCCUUGUGGCAAAUGCAAGGAAGAAAUUGUCUCCUCCGAAGGAGGUUUCCAGCAAGGAGGACAAAGGAAAGCAGAAAAAAGCCAGAAAGGAAAAUUCGAAUCUCUCCUUGCCAGCUUCCAAAAAUUCAGAAUCGCCUGGCGGCUCUAACGAACCCACCCUUAAAUUAAAAAUUCUUCAGAACCCGCUAAGAAGGAAGAGAGGCGCUGAGGUUUUGUCUGCGGAAUUCGUUCAGCAAGCGCCGUGCGAGUCUGCUGCGAAGGCCGCCCCCUCCUCUGAGAGCCUUGGAGUGGAAGAGAAGAAGUCCCGGGUCUCGAAACCAAAAAAAGACUCCACCGCAGAAAAAGUUUCGAGCGAGAAGAUGAGCACGAGGAACCAAAUGAAGAGGAAAAGUUCCCAUCAGCGGGAGGACGAAAUCCCUCCGGCUAGCGAUGAGAACGAUCCUUCGAGCGAGAGAAGCCCGGCCCAGGAUGCUUCCCCAUCUCCCAAAGUGCUCAACUGCGACUCCCACGCCUUGAACCUGUUGGCCGACCUGGCGCUGAGCUCCAACUCCCCGCUGCUCAGCAACAGCAGUGGCGCCUCCUUGCCCCCCAGCCCUUCCCGGGAGCGCCGCCGCUUGCACAAAGGGAAACAUUCGGACAAGUCUUCGGAUCACGAAUAUCACAGAGUGACGAAGAAGCUGAAAACGGCUCCCUUCUCCGGCAAGACGGGCCCAGAGUCUGAUUUGUCUCCUGAGCAAAGUGGGGAGGGCAGAGAGUCUCCUUCCAGCUCUCAUGAAAACAACCCCGCGGGUUCCAGCAAAAGGCGGGCUGCGAAACCCAGUUUGGCGACACCUCCAAGGGAGAUGGGUUAUCUUUCGGAUUCGAGCAUUCACUCCUUGAUUUCUUCUGAGCACUCGUACGCCUCCCCAGUGUCUGAAUCUUGCAAGAAGGGGGCCCCGGGCACCAAGAACGGUGUCAAGAAUGCCAGGCUGGGGCCUUUAGUUGGGAAAGUCAUGCCUUUCCGGCACCAGCAGAGGAUCUGCCACCCUCACAAGCAGUUGAGGGGCUACAUACCAUUCACGCGCUCUGCCGUCAUGGCCGCGAGGUUGAAGGAAGACUUCUCCAAGUCCCAUAAAGUGACCUUUUGUGACAAAACUGUCAAAGUGACUUUCCAGUGGGAGGCAGACUACCCCCCCAACUUAGAUAGCAAAUACACUAAUAAUAUCUUAGAGAGAACAGUAGUUCGAGCUGUACACGGGCCCUGGGACACCCGCUUGUUGGACGAUUCGGAUGAAAUGAUGCGCAUCCUGCAUAUGUGGGUGGCGCUGUUUUAUAACAAGCCGUUCAGAUCCCCUACAAUAAGGAACGUGGUCGAACACCGCAACCCUCCCAAAUUCGUCUCACUGAGAAGCAUCGUGGAUGCCUUUGAAGUCAUCGACGACGAUUGCGAGGGGCCGUACAGUUUGGAGAAAUGCCCCGCGGACUCUCUAUCCGAUGAUAACCGGACGCCCAGAGAAGCAGACGAGAGGGCGGUUUCUUCCUCGGAGAAGCCCCUCUCCUGUAAUGAACUGUCCUCUACGAAUUGCAUCGAUGAGGCUCCCAUCGUUAUCCCUGAUGACCCCAGUGAUCUGCCUGAGGAGGAGGAGGAAGAGUCCCAUGCUGCUGCCGGCAAACCGAAAGAGAAGGUUAAUCCUUCUGACAAAGUGGCUGUGGAGAAACCUGAUGAAGAACUCACACCUGAUCCUGCCCUCUCCGCAGAGAGCCAGAGCAGAAGCUUGACAGAUGAGCAUACCGAAGGGCGUUCGAGGCCUCAGGAGCGUGGAACUGAUGCGGAGGCGACUGCGAGUGUCGACUUAGCUGAGGUUUCCCAAAGCGAUGCUGCUUCCAAGGAUGCGGAAGUCCUGGAGAAUUCAGCCAGCAAACAGCCUAGUGCGAACACGAUGGCCGGUGGCAUUUCUGCAGAGAUUUCUGAAUUAAAGGCUUCCUCUCCUUCUGCAGAGAAGGAGGAGGACAGCCCACAGAGCGGUGGCGCUGUGUUGCUACGUCCUGCUGAAAUAGGCUGGUUAGAAGCAGACAGUGAUUGUGGGGAAGUCAACAAACUGUGUAGAGAGGGGAGGGGGUCACAGGAUCUCCCUGUAGAUGAGGAAGAUAUAGAGGGAGAGAGCACGGGGUGGGAAUCAAUUGAACUUGCUCUUUCGGACAGCAACGAUACUGACUCAGAGCCCCGAGAUAUGGACUUGGACCAAGAGAACAAAGAAGAGGAAGGCUGUCCAAUAGAAGGCAGAGAAGCUGCCAGGGCCUCUACGUCCCCAGUCACUUUUCCACCAUCACCAGCCACAGUUUCCGAGCAUCAGGCAGAAUCACCUGGUACCCAAGAUGACUUUGUACUAUCAACCCCUAGUUCUGCAUCUCUAGACCCAACAGAUGCGGUUAAGGGUUUCUGCCUUUCACAGAAAGAUAGAGAGGACAAUCUGUUGGAUUCCCUUCCAUUACGGACUAGCCCUGUAAAUCAAAUAACCCGUGAUGAAGUAGCCCAGUCUCCAGAGACAGAAGAUGCCGUUGAAUUAGCCAAACAUCCCAUGUCUCCAAACCAAAUGGACGUGGCUGAAAGCACCCGUAGGUCCCAGGAAGAUAACAAAACCAACCUAGAAGAUUCAGCUUCUGCGCAAGCUGCUGAAUUAAAGGAUAUGGCAACUCGAGGAGAAUCUGUAGAGAGUCGAGAUUCUAUUGUACUGGCAAACAGCCCCAAAUUUCCAAGCCCAGUUGGUUCGGACGAUACUUCCUUUGGUUCCACGGAAGAGAAAGGAAUGAAUCUGGCUGAUUCAGUUUCACUGGAGGCGAGUCCUGUCCAUCAAACAAGUCCUGAUGAUGUAAUAGAAUUGCCAACUGCCCAGGAAGACUCUGCGGAGUCAACCAAACAUCACAUAUCCCUAAAUCAAAUGGAUUUGAUUGAAGACAUUUCCCAGGAAGAGGGUAACCUGACCGACCCAAGUCCGCUGAAAACUUGUGGACCAUGUCAAGUGCAGAGCAGCCCACCAGUUCAAGGGGAAUCCACAGGGAAACAAGAAAAUUCUGCUUUAUCAGCUCCAAAUCUUGCACCUGAAAAAGAAAUAGACUUGGUCGCGGGUUCCUGUGUUUCACCGGAAGAGGAAGGAAUCCGCAUGGCUGAAGUGGUUAAGUUGCAGGUUAGUCCUGUCUAUCAAGCAAUAUCUGAUGAAGAGGAAGACUUGCCGGGGAACCAAGAGCGCUCAGCUGAAAAUAGCACACUCACAAAGCAAACACGUUCAGCUGAGGAUUCCUGCAUCCCUGAGGAAAAGGAUGCCCUCCACCUGGUAGGUGUGGCUCCAUUGCAAGCAAAUGAACUGCGGUGCAACACAGCCACUCAAGAGGAACGGAAGGCCAGGCAGACAACAGAACGACUUGGCAAUUCUCAGGGCCAGAGCUGGCAUUUGGAUAAUGAAGAAUCGGACACCAGUACCGACAAUCAAAAGUGUGGCGUUAACAGUGAGGACAUUGAAGUCUCUCCUGCGCCCCGAGAAUCGGCAUCUGAUGAUGAUAAGCUAAGCCAAGCUGUAGUUACUGUGCCUGAAGACAUCAGGUCCUUUCUCUAUGAGUUGAUAGACACUGUGAGUGGCAUGAUGGCCGUGAGCAAAGAAACCGCCUUUGCGAAAGAGAAUCCAGCCUUAAACUGGAUUAGUUCCGUCACCCUUGAGUGUGUGACCCCUCCUGAGAGUGAUGAAGAGAGUUAUGCCACUGACAAGCUUGCCCAUUAUGACCCCAAAUGGGCGAUGACAGGUGACUCUUUAGCACAGCCUAGCAACAAGAGAGACUCUCACAUGGCUGUACAAAGAUAUGGGUGGUAUCAUUCAGCACUGCAGGGAAGCAUAAGUUCCGGUCAAGUGGCUGAAAAGAAGUCUCAUCAAGAGACAGGAGCUGCUACGGACACCCUGGAAAGUUCUUGCUGUCCAGAGUGGGAAGACACAGGCAUAAGAAGUCCAGAACGCCAGUUCCCCUUGAUCCAAACAGCUGCGUUGUGUGGGGUUGACCCAGGACAAGUUAGUUCGGAAGCAUCCAUGUUUGAGGACCAGCUCAGGAAGGCAGGCAGAGAAGUGCUGCCCUUUGUGCCGUCAGUGCGUCCUACGGAAUGUUUAUCCGAAGAAUCUGGGUCAUCUGCACAUAAAGACACACAUGAUCUGUAUAAAAACCCGGUGGAGAAUCUGGAGGACCCUGAAGAUGCUCCGGCCGGUGAAAGACCCGUCUCAUUUGUCGGAGCUACGGGCGUGAAUAUAAAUUGGGAAAAUAAAUGUGUUUCUGUGGACGGUGUCCCAGAACUUUGCGGAGAUGUGCAUCCCAGAGGUCAGCCUGAGAUACCGUCUACAAGAUCUGCUGCCUCGCCAGAUGCCAUGGAAAUGAGUUGCGCCAGUGAUUUGAGCUGUGAGAACGAGCUUCACAAGGGUGAAGGCUGGGUGUAUCUGGAAAACAAGGUGACAGUGCCUGAUGUUGAGGCUGAGACUAUCCAGUACGACUGGCCGUCCUCAUUCAGGGAAGGCGAUAGGUCUGUGCUGCCUUCUCCCGAAGAGUCGGGACCUCUAAAGGACUAUUUAAACUUUACUAUAACCAAGAAGCACCAAGAAAAAAACCGAAGCUUUCAGUCUUCCAAGAGGCGUAGCCCUUUUUUCGGAGAGCAGGAAUGGAAAAACUUCUCCGAUAGGGCUUGGAGGGUUCUGAACGACCCCAUUCAGAGCACUUUAGAUAUGGAGUGUCUGCGUUUCCACGAUAAGCUAAAACAUACCCUAAAGAAACCACAACCUCCUACCUCUGGCGAAGGUACACCGGAGCGCGUGCUUCAGGUAACGGCAGAGACGUUGCCAUCGAGAAAGGUCCCUGAAGCUCCUGAGCUCAGUGUGCCACCCAGGAGCCGAAGCCCGCUUCUGAUAACUAUUUUGAACCGGGGCCCGAGGCACAGUGCCCCACACGGCACCCCCAGGAGCAGACACAGCGACCCUUUUGAACCUCCUCCCCCGUUUGCUUCUGCACAGGAAUCGGUGAGCAAUGCUGCUAGAACGAAAGGUCAAGGAAAAGGGCCGGGUGCUCCUUUCCACCUCAACAAGUUAACGUACAAUAAUAAGCUAAAGGAUUCCCGAGGAGACAUAUCGGUCAUCAUGGACGAGUUUGCCGAAUUGAGCAGGUUGAUGACGCAGGGCGACAGGCAGGCGAGUUUCGCGGCCCGAGAGCCAAAUCCUACCUCAGAAGAUGCUCUGGAGAAAAGGGGUCCCUCCUUGCCUCGGAGGACGACGUCCUACGAGCACCUCUUCACCGAACUCUGCAGCACACUACAUUUCAAGCUGAAAACGGUUGCCCAGGAAGCUUGCAAAAAGCCUUACGCAUUCUACCUGGUGGAAACAGGCGACAGUCCUUUCUUUGGGAGACUAAAGAACUUGCUGAAAAAAGGGAGUCAUGUGGAAAUGAAGCCUCUGCAUUUUUGUAAGACAAGCCACCCCGAGGGAGACAGACUGAUGGUCAUCAUUAGGAAUGAGGACAUAUACCCACACAUAUAUAAAAUCCCGUCCUUGCUGAGGCUAAAGCGCUUUCCCAGCGUGACCUUUGUGGGAGUGGACAACCCUGAGGACAUCUUUGACAACACGCAUCAGGAGCUGUUCCACAGCGGGGGCUUCGUGGUGUCUGACGACAAAGUGCUUGAGGCGAUGACAGUAGGGGAGCUGAAGGACGCUGCCAAAACCUUGGAGAAGCUCAACUGCAGCCACGGCAGAUGGAGCUGGCUCCUUCACUACAAAGAGACCAAGAGACUCCGAGAGGACGCCAGGAAGGACCCUGCAGCUCACGCCAAGGAGAUGCUCCUGAAAUCCUGCCAGGGUUCCAACAUCACCGAAGUUCUCCACUACCAUCAGUGCGAUUCCAAGUCUUCCCCGAGAUCCGAGCAUCUGAAUUGCUUGCUGAACUUGCAGGUUCAGCACAUCAGCAGGAGAUUUGCCGUAUUCCUCACAGAGAAACCCAGCGCCAGCCGAGAAACCAUGGAGAAUAAGGGGAUCCUGGUGCUGGAUGUAAAUACUUUCGUGGCGACGGCUGAAAGUUUGGCAGCACCGUUUAGAAGUGGCUGUUGGUAACCCAGACAGAUGCCUUCCUGACCUUCCAUGGUCCUGGCGCAGAACGCUGAACAAACCUGUUCAGUCCCAGGAGAGAAAUUAUUAUUUUUUUCUGCUUCCUGACUUGCACAAUAAAAAUUGUGCCUCAUGCAUAGGAUGUUUUCUUUCCUUGUUCUUCCCCACUCCAUCCUUGAAUAGAACGGUAGCUGUUUUAUUUAAGGGCUGCUGUUUUAUUUAAGGGCUGUAGAGAAAAGUCGUCUUUAUUUAACCACAAUGUGGAAAAACCUUGUAAGAAAAUUAUUUGUGUUAUUAUUGAUAGGAAUUGUCUUGCAUAGGAAGAAGCGUUAUAAUGACUGGGUUGUGCAGCUAAUUAUCAUUGUGGGGUGGGGCAGGGGAGGGAGGGAAAACCUGUGUUACUUGAAGGUUUAGGAAUCAGUCUGUUGGAGAGUUUUUCCAGACAUACGGUACCUAACAGGCUCCAUCCACCUGGAGCUUCACUGCUAUGCUUUUGGACACUGGCUCAGAUUCAUUUAAGCAGUGCAAUGGCAAAGCGGAAUUGAGUCGCAGGUGGAUCGUGAUUGGUGUACUUAAAUCACAAGCAACUUGGGGUCUGGUUUCCCCUUUUUAAAAAUCACAUUAAAACAAGUUACUGUGCAAUGAACGUUACCUUUCAAGGUUUUUUUUAUUCAUCUUUUGCUGAUGGGUAUUAACCAGUAACAAGCAGAACUCCACCCCCCCACCCCCCUUGUAGAUAGCAGAGUUUGAAUUCUUGAAUUAAAAACCUCCUUUCCUCUCUGAACUAUUUAUGGUGUUGCAAUAAAAGGGCCUCCCCGGAUUACAGCACCGACGAGAGGCGGAAAUGUAUCUCUUUGCAGAUUUUUUUUUGUAACUAACAUUUAUAAAUAAAGCUGGAUAAAAAGUU